AUGAAUGUUAUUUGUAUUUUUAGAAGGAAGUCCCGCCAAAAAUUCAUUGAAGGCAAGAAGAAUUUGUGUCUGAUUCCUCUUCAAAUCAUCCCUCUCGGUAAUUUUCGAAAUUUUCAAAAAAUGAUAUGACUUUUUUUAGGUUACUCUCUGGGUUCCAUAAACUUUCAAAAGGCCGAAAUGUCGAGUCGAGUAUUGAAAUAUCAAUUGUUGAGGGAAAAUUAUGGAUUUUAGAUGCUGAAAAAUUUCAAUCGAUUGGUGAAUCCGAAGCAAUUUGAGAGGAUUUUAAAGCGGAGAGCUUACCGUUUGAAAUUGGUUUCUGAAGGGCGGAUUCACACGGAGAAACAGGUAGAGAUUUCCGCUUAAAAAUGGGUUCUUUAAAGGCGCAGAGGCAAAUGUUUAAAAAAGGUUUCGAGCCGAAAUCGAUUUUUAUUAGAAUUUUGUACAGAAUCAUGAUAUUUCUAUUGAAAAAUGGUUUAUCUUGCAGAAAUUCAUGCACUUGUCAAGGCAUCUGCACGCAAAGGGGAGAACAAGGAGCAAAAUGGGAACUUUCGAGAAAUGUUGGUUUUGAUUAUUUUUCCAAUUCCGAAAUGAUAAUUAGUUAGAUAUUUAGGUGAAGAAACUUUUAUUUUAUUUUAGGAGGUUUUGAACUUUUUUUCAUGAAAAUUGAGCAGAAUUUUGACCUUGAAUUUUUUUAAUUAGGAAGGGAAUUUCCAAUAUUUUUUUCAAUUUUUUUCUGGUUUUUUUGAAUUGUUUCAGUUUGAAAGAAGAGACUAAAAAAAUGGAAGAAAAAAAUUUUCGAGUUUUUCAGGCUUUUUUUCAAGUUUAUUUUGAUAAAACGGACUCAUUUUUUUGCUUUUAAAAAAAUAUUUAUAAGUUCUUAAUUUUAACCAUUAUGGCCCAUCAUUUAUGUAAUAGAAAGUAGAAUUUUAAAAAAAUCAAUAAAUAAUUUAAAAAGAAGAGUUUACUGUCAAUUUUUUUCUUCGGGUACUAAUCCUUCUGAAAAAAAUUUUUUUCUAGAUUUUUUGACUUGAUUAUCCAGCUUUUGAGGGUAUUCCAGUAACCUUUAAACUGUAAUCAUCGGAAGAAUUUUCAGGUCCACGGACCGAAAAAGAAAACACCGAGGAGAAAAACCUAAAAAAUAUGACUUUCGAUGAAUUUUCGUCGAUUUUCUACCCGUCGACCGACAAGGAACCUAGGUAUUUUUCGAAAUUUUUUGGUCGGAAAUGAAUUUUUUUUUUCUUAUACAGUAAGCUGGACUCUAUGGAAAAAAUAUUGUUGGAUUGA
This is a messenger RNA of Caenorhabditis auriculariae, 1284 nucleotides long. NCBI's taxonomy places the organism in Eukaryota, Metazoa, Nematoda, Chromadorea, Rhabditida, Rhabditidae. The record is from the annotation of a GenBank genome assembly.